Abrus precatorius (Indian licorice) is the source of this 786-nucleotide messenger RNA. RefSeq names its product clumping factor A-like. Lineage: Eukaryota; Viridiplantae; Streptophyta; Magnoliopsida; Fabales; Fabaceae. The coding region runs from base 1 to 786 and encodes 261 amino acids. The record is from RefSeq and is a predicted model, not a curated record. The transcript has 6 exons.
AUGAGAGGCCUCUAUUUGCUUGUUCCUCCUGCUCGCUCUAGUUCACCUGGUUCACUUGUGUUUAAUCCGAGCUACAUGCUCGCUCAACUCGAGCCUCCUUCUUAUUCUGCUUCAAGUUCUGAUUCGGCUUCUUCUACUACUGAUGCGGAAAAUGCUUCUUCUUUGCCUACUAAAGCUGCUAAGCUAAAGAACCGAAACUGCAACAGGAACAGAAACUUCUGCAGCUUACCUUACUGCGGAUUCAGCAACGAAUUCCGCACCUUCUCCGUCCCUAUAGUCUCUCUCAUCGCUUCGACUGCGGAUUCACCAACUCUAGCUUAUCCGGAUUCACCAACAGAUUCAAAAACUGAAAUAGAUUCGGCAACAGAUUCAGAAACUUAUUCUGUUGAUGCUGCUACUGCCGAUUCUGAUUCCUCUUCUUCUGCUUCUUCCGGAGAGAGGGAGACUAGAAGAGCUUACCUCUGGCACCGGGCUUUCUUUCUCCAGCGCAUAUUAGCAGCGAUUGAUAGGCCGGCUUUACCGGCUGCUUCGUCUUCUGCCGAUUCUUUGUCUUCGUCUUCUGUUUCUUCCGCGGAUUCCGUUGAUCCGGAUUCUCCUGGUGUGGAUUCAGCAAUUUCUUCUGCUUACCUGACUUCUAAUUCUGCAACGGAAACGGAUGAUGGAACUGAGUCAGGAACAGAUGAUGGAACAGACUCCGCAACAGAUUCGAUCGGUACGCUUCCAGAUCCAGAUGAAGGAACCAACCGGUUGGUCGACCCUUUCAUCCCCGCUAGCGCUAGAUUCUGA